UCCGGCCAGAUCAUCUUACAACGAUUGAGAAAAGGAUGAUCUCAUCAAAGAGCCUUGCGCUUUUCCUCAAGCCAGAAUUCUACCAUGCAAUAACCUUCAGUUUCCCUUCUCAUUUCACAGAAAGCACAUGUCGAAGAAACCAGGCGUUUGUGUACUUCCGAACGGAUUAUCCACCAGCGGAUUAUCCAGCAGUACGAGGAUGAUCUCCUCAAAGGGAACUCCGUCUGCCACAGAGGACGAACACUACCCAGUUGGCUAAUCCUUUAAUCCGCCGGCGCAGACUGAAAAGGGAUAAUCCUUUUUCUUAUGGACGUGGCGGACGGAAGCCUUUGAAAGGAUUUCCGUUCUUUUCAACGAAUGAGGAAGAAGCUACACCAGAAUGUUAUGUCCUCCAUAAAAGGACGUACUCUUUCCAUCGAAGUCAUCAUUCCACUUUUGCUCUCUGCCAACUACACAGCUCUCUACUUCCUUUAAGAUUUUUUCCCAGUCUCUUCCAUUUCAAAAUCUUCGAGAUCAACUCGUCAACGCCAUUUUUACGACGAAGCUCAACUGGCUGUACUCGACGCUGAGUUCGCAAGAGAUUCGUUUCCCAAUCGAGAAAGCCGUCGUCGUAUUGCUUUGCUGAUUGGUGUGUCAGAAAAAUCUAUUAUGUGGUGGUUUCAAAAUCGUCGACGACGUAUCCGUCAAAGAGGAUUUGAAUCUGGUGUGACAUCACAAUCUUACGAAACAACCCGUCAACAGCGUCGACCAUCUCCGUACACCCACUUUCAUCAAGUUCAACAAGAUACCUCAUCCAACUGCCUGCCAACGUCUGGGGGAUAUCCAUUAACUCAAACCUUGGGAGAACAUCCGACUGACUACUUGGCGAACGAUUCAUCAGCAAACACCGGACAAUUUCAGCCGAACAGCGAAUCGACCAGUUGCACAAGUUAUUAUCAGGAGGUGAACCCUCAAGCUGAAGCGAUUGACUAUUCUUCUGGAUAUCAACCUAGCCAUCAACAAGAGCAAGGGUAUUCUUUCUGGAACAACUGGGAAUAUGCUCCUCCUUUCUGCCCAUCGUCUGCAAACACUAUGCAGAACACAACCAGUGUGUACCAAGAAGAUCCUUACAAUUAUUCCAAUAUGUCAUAUUAUUCGUAUUAUCCUUCUGAAUUUUGUAAUCAAGUGUACAUGUAAGUGUAAAUGACGUCCU
Messenger RNA from Daphnia carinata, 1192 nucleotides. RefSeq lists its product as uncharacterized. The coding region runs from base 649 to 1176 and encodes 175 amino acids. Lineage: Eukaryota; Metazoa; Arthropoda; Branchiopoda; Diplostraca; Daphniidae. The record is from RefSeq and is a predicted model, not a curated record. The transcript is spliced from 4 exons.